GCUCUGCUGGUGAGCCUCGCGCAGAGCAGCCUUCUUAAGGAGUGUGUGACCGCUCCACGCGCAGAUGAUACAGGAGCGAGACUCGGGGAAUAAACAGAGAGCAUGUCCCACAAAAAGUCCUCCCUAACGCCGGGUGAUGUGGAGAGCCUGCGGAGGAGGUCUGCGGCCGAGACGCCAGAGAACUCUGUCGAUUCUGAACAGCAUCACUGGGUGCCACGGCGAAAGGCUCAAAAUGAAAGGGUCCAGCAUCCAGAGCUGGGUGCAGCGGACCCUUCCCCGGAGUCUUCUGCACACCACUUCUGCCACUACACACCCAAGUGUUUCCUCACCGUCCACAGAGGAGGACAUGGCACCACCCGAUCUACUCCAUCUCGGUAUGGAGAAGAGGCUUGGCAUGAAGGCACCACAAAGACCACCAUCAGAGCUGAAAAUGAGGUGGAGGCACACAGGGAAGCCAACAACUACAAGUUUGGCUUCAGGAAGUGGAAGGGUCACGUGACAGAGAAGCCCAUUGAAGACCGAUCGGACAUCAUCAAAGCGCUGUACUCUGAGCUCAGUGUUGUAAAGCCUCAAGAAGGCUCAGUGAUCACCUUUGGCAACAUCCUUUAUGUAGUUUUAUUCGGAUGGUGGAUAUCAUUAAUCUACUGCCUCAUUUGCCCUGUAAUGUUCCUAACCAUCAUCGGGGCCCCUUAUGGCAAACUUUGUUUAAAGAUGGCGUUGUACUUUAUAUGGCCAUUUGGGAAGUCCAUAGAAAAGGCUGGUGAGGUGGUUAGGAGAUCCAUUGCGAAGCCUCCCAAGUGUGAGGUCAUCCCUGAGGAGAGCGACGGUGUGGGGAACAUGGACACUGCUCCUCUUCUGAUGUCUUCCCCAAUCCCUGUGGAGAUCCCGGUCCCAGAACCAGCGGAUAGAAAAACCUCCAAUCACUGGUGUCGCGUCAGCACUUAUGUUUGGCUGUUGCUAGGUUACCCUGUCCUGGCUGUGGUCCACUCCCUGGCCUGUGUGCUCUCCUGGCUGCUGGUAUUCACUGUACCUGUAGCCAAGAUGAACGCUCGCACAAUGACCAUCGUCCUCCUCAUGGCACCAGAGGACGUUCAUAUUCACAAACUGGAAAAGACCUCUGUGUGUGAGACCAAAGUCAUCUUAUGCUGUUAUCAAGCCUUCAAUGUGUAUUACUACAAAUACACCGUGCAAGGAAUCAACAUUUUUCCUCUCAACCUGCUUCCCAUGGUGUUCAUCACGGUCAUUAUUGGCUACACUGACCGUAAACACACAUUCUGCAGUGCAGAGACCAAGUUUAUCACCGCCAUCAUCUCCAUCAUUCCUCUCUCCUACUACAUUGGCAUGGGCAUAGCCAGCAUUUCUGCUCAGAGUAACUUCGCAGUAGGAGCGGUGGUGAAUGCCACGUUCGGCUCCAUCACAGAGAUGACCUUUUACAUCACAGCCCUGCUGCAGGGACACAAUGCUAAGACCAAAUGUUACGAAGAGAUUGUGAAAGCAGCGCUCACUGGGACCCUGCUCGGGUGCAUACUGUUCCUACCUGGUAUCUGUAUGAUCAUCGGGGGAAUCAAACACAGAGAGCAGAGAUUUAACAGCCGUUCAGCCGGAGUGAGCUCUGCUCUGCUGUUCAUAUCUGUAGGAGGUGUUUUUGCUCCCACCCUCUUCGCAAAGACUUUCGGGGAUCUGAUGUGUGAAAGCUGCACCACUGUUCUAGGCAAUGGCAGCAUCCCCUUCAUCUGCAGGGACUGUCACUAUGACACGAGUAACGCUGACCCACAAUUGAUCCUGUCCCAUAUUGAGCCCCUGGUGUACACCAUCUCAGUGCUGCUGCCUGCUGCGUACCUGAUCGGCCUCAUCUUUACUCUGAAAACCCACUCCCACAUCUAUGAUAUCCACAUCAGCGACGGUCACGGGGGCCAGGCACACGGUGCAGGACAUCAUGUAGUCCAUUGGUCCCGGACGAGGGCCCUUGGAGUACUGAUAGUUGCCACUGUAUUAAUGGCCUGCUGCGCUGACCUCUGCACGGAGAACAUCCAGCCCAUACUGACCCAUUCCUCGAUCUCCCUGUACUUCAUCAGUGUCACACUGUUGGCCAUGGUGCCAGAGCUUCCUGAGAUUGUCAACGGGAUCCUAUUUGCACUGCAGAACAACAUCAGCCUGAGCCUUGAAGUGGGCAGUUGCAUUGCUGUGCAGGUGUGCAUGAUUCAGAUUCCCCUGCUCAUUCUCUUCAACGCCUUCUACGAUGUUGGAUUUGUGCUCGUGUUCAGUGAUAUCCACCUCUGGGCCAGCAUCUUCAGUGUCAUUCUGGUCAAUUACAUCUUCAUGGAUGGAAAGUGCGACUACUUUCAGGGCACUGCUCUAGUGGUGGUCUACCUCAUCCUUUUGGCUCUUUACUUCUUCGCUCCUUCUCCACGCUCUUGUUGAUUCUCCAACAUUUCCAGUGGGUUCAGCGACUCAAAAGAUGGAAAAAGAUUUGGAUUGAGUUUUGAAAUUGCCCAGUAAAGCUGUGAGUGAAUAGCUGUGCUCUAUUUGUCAAUAUAUGAUAUUGAAAUUAUGUUUUGGGUGCUGGAACAGGUUCUUGGGGGAAAAAAAGAAAGUAUUUUGCUGUUGCAAUUAAAUGUAAAUUUGUAGUAAUUAUUUUCACAUCUGAUAUGAUAUAUGUGGUUUAUAAAG
Eleginops maclovinus (Patagonian blennie) is the source of this 2670-nucleotide messenger RNA. RefSeq names its product cation/H+ exchanger protein 1 (gene cax1). Lineage: Eukaryota; Metazoa; Chordata; Actinopteri; Perciformes; Eleginopidae. The record is from RefSeq and is a predicted model, not a curated record. Gene Ontology annotation, biological process: calcium ion transmembrane transport; intracellular calcium ion homeostasis. Gene Ontology annotation, molecular function: calcium:proton antiporter activity. Gene Ontology annotation, cellular component: membrane; endomembrane system.